UGGAAGGACUUAAGAGUCUGAAUCUGCCUCAAAAGCAGUGGAUCCUAAGAACUUUCUCUCCUAUUUCUCAAAUUUGGGUCCAAAUCGUCUAACUUUUCCAGUACUGGCCCGCAAGGCAGCCCCGCAGAAGAGCAGUGUGGCUAAGGCAGAGACAGGACUAAGCAGCAAAAUGGAUGCAUCUUCCAUCAAGCACUCCACAGAAAAUAUUCCAUCAGCACAAUGAAGUGGGGGAAAGGAGCAUCUUCUGACUUGGAGCCCAGGACAUGCCAUGCUGCAUAUAUCCGACAGCUAAGAGUUCAAGGACAGAGACUUCACUUCUGAGCUCUAAGGAAACAUACUGCUGCACUGAGAAACUAAAGAUGUUUCAACAAAGUCAAGUUUGUGCAAGACCACGUUCAGAAAGGUACAAGUGAAUGCUGUUUCACUAAACAAUGGUCAGAACAAAACAUCUGGAGGGCAAAAGAUGAACCUACUUGAGGCAGCAAAAUUGGGUUUUUUUGUAUGCAUUGUGGGUUGCAUUAUCAUCUUUGCUUUUGUCUACGUACGGAAUACAAUCCCCAAGGAAGACAAUGAGCGAGAACUCUUCCCAGAAAUAGCAGAAUGUGGAGAUUACCCCAAUGAGCUUUGCUCGGCCCUCUUUGAAGGGAAAGCUGCAGCUUCCCAAAUUGGCCAUUUGUGCCAGCAGGUUCUUCGCAGACAAGAAAUGUCUAUCUGUAUAGAGAUGCCAUGCAACUGCUCGACACUUCAGAAGGAACUUCACUUUAUUACAAGUCCGCUAUCAGAAGAAGAAGGAAACUUCUCUUUGGCAUACAUCAUCACCAUUCACAAGGAGCUGGACAUGUUUAUAAAAUUACUCAGAGCCAUUUAUGUGCCUCAGAAUGUUUACUGUAUACACAUUGAUGAAAAGUCAUCAAAGGAUUACAAAUUGGCUGUGCAAACCGUGGUUAACUGCUUUGAAAACAUUUUUAUUGCUUCAAAGGUCGAGAAUGUUGUUUAUGCAGGAUUUUCCAGAUUACAAGCAGAUAUCAAUUGUAUGAAGGAUUUGGUUCAUUCAAAAAAUCAAUGGAAUUAUGUUAUUAAUCUUUGUGGCCAGGAUUAUCCCAUCAAAACUAACAAGGAAGUUAUGCAAUACAUCAAAAGCAAAUGGAAUGGCAAAAAUAUGACUCCAGGAAUUGUUCAACCACCUCAUAUGAAACACCGAACACAUGUGAGUUACAAAGAAUUUGUGCAUUCAGAAAAAUCUUAUGUGUAUCCAACAAAGAAUGUGAAAAGUGAACCUCCCCAUAAUUUGACUAUAUAUUUUGGGAGUGCCUACUAUGUACUCACAAGGGAAUUUGUAGAGUUUACUCUGACUGACAUACGUGCAAAAGAUUUGCUUGAAUGGUCGAGGGACACCUAUAGUCCAGAUGAGCACUACUGGGUCACCCUGAACCGCCUACCAGAUGCUCCAGGGGCAACACCAGAUGCACAGUGGGAAGGAAACAUUCGAGCUAUCAAGUGGAGAGACCAAGAAGGGAUAGCCCACAACGGCUGCCAAGGUCAUUAUGUCAGAGACAUUUGUGUAUAUGGCAUUGGGGACUUAAAGUGGAUCGUUGAAUCUCCCAACUUGUUUGCCAACAAAUUUGAGUCGGCAACAUAUCCACUUGUUAUGGAAUGCCUGGAGAGGCAUUAUAGGCUUAAGGUACUUCAGGAAGCUGAAGUCCCAUUGGAAACACAUUGGCAUUUGUAAGAACACACAUUUGGAACUUGAAGCCGAAUGCCUGAAUUAACCAUCACCGAUAUCUGGAGGACAAAGCAGAACAAAAAAGAAAGGUUCUUUUGAAGUGUACAUUCCAAAGCGCAUAUCAGUUAUGGAAUCUGUGCAAAACCAUACCAUAUUCUGUAUCUGAAGACAUAAAAAAAAUCCAGUAUCUUUACCAAUAAUAAUUUCUGUAGACUACUAAUGUCAACCCAAAAUAGAGCUGCAAUGUUAAGUUGCUUAAGGAGUUAAUCAACUCCUUGUUCAAUUAAAGAUUCCUCUGAUUAAAAUCAAGCAACAAAAUUUUAAAAUAUCGAACAGUAUUUUUAAUACCACUGCGAGUGGUAGCUUCUCACCUGCCAUUUCAGCAGGCACAGCGGGGGCCUCCACUGCAGCAGAGGCCUUCCCUGCAGUGCUGCUCAAAGGGUUAGGAGUGCUCUUAAAUGUUUUAAUUGGAUGACAGAAAUCCACACACACCCGCAAAAAAAUCAAGUUAUAUCUUAACUAGAGAAGCAAACACAGUGCAUAUACAUUCUACGAUUAUCAUGUGACCAAAUAAAGACUCCAGUAAAAGCUGGAACCCAGUGUUCCAUAUCUCUUGAAUCAGAUGGAAGGAAAAAUUAAGCCGUUUACUGCAAGGAAAAAAAACAGUGAAGGGCUAGAUGUGACUGAAUUAAGGCAUUACAUGGUAAUACUUCAGAUUUCAGCUGAAUGUCAAAAGUUAUACGUGUUUUGAACUGAAAGUUUACACAAGGCGGCUUACAGGGAAAGGACAAUCUUGUAAAACAAGACAUGCUAAAUUAUAAACUACUAAAUUAAUUAUUAUGGCCUAAGCUUUUGAAAUCAGACGUUUUGAAGAUAAUAACUGUGAUGGUUACCUACUGUCAGCUAAAAAGAAGAAGGCAAAAUCCAUACUGGACACUUGGAUGUAUUUUUGUUUAUGUGUGUGUAUGCAGUGGCGUCACUAGGGUUGGUGUCACCCGGUGCGGUAACUCAUGGUGUCACCCCCAUGGACCUCCUCCAGUACCAGACCAUACAGGAUCCUUAGUAAUGUUUUUUGUACUGUUACUCGUAAAUCGUAAUUCCCAUAUAUCACUGGCAUCCACUUGGCCUCGUUGAUUUAUGCACUCCAUGUGGCAUGAUAGAAUAUCCCUGCACAAUAAAAAGGGUUGUUGGAAAGACUCCCCCCCACACACACACAGAGAGAGAGAGAGAGAGAGAGAGAGAGAGAGAGAGAGAGAGCGCUUUGGGAUCAUCACACAAAAACCUAGAAUAUUUUUCCAUUUCACAAGGACAUGCAAAAGAUUGAACCCAGGACCUUCUGCAUGCAAAGCACAUGCUCAGCCUACCACUAAGAUAUAGGGUAGAAAAGCACUCACUGUUCUGCUGGUUCUAGUGCUUCUCCACCACUUUCUUCUGCAAAUAAGAACAUAAGAAGAGCCUGCUGGAUCAGGGCAGUGGCCCAUCUAGUCCAGCAUCCUGUUCUCACAGUGGCCAACCAGGUGCCUGGGGGAAGCCCGCAAGCAGGGUUGCUGUAGUCCAACUGCAUCAGAAGCACACUGCAUUGCCUAGGCCCAUUUUAAAUGGACACUGCCUAAGGCUCCAAGAGGUCUUCUGUAUCUUUAAAAGUUGUGCAGGGAGAAGGGAGAAUUCCACCUUGUGGUUUUUCCCAUUACAGGGUUGCAAGAACACCUGCACUUGGCUGACUUUCUCUUCUCAUAAAGAUACAGGAUCAGUCUCAGGCCAUGAACCUGGCAACCCUAAUCUCGUCUAGAUAGUCUGGGCUUAAUUUAACAUGCCAGCGAUGACCUUUAAAGCCCUGAAUGAUUUGGGACCAGGUGACUUAAAGGCUCACCUACAUCCAUACAAGCCUGCCCGUACCCGUGUCUGAAGCCCAACAACAAAGAAAGUUAGGUGGGAAAGCACCCAGGCAGCCAAUAUUAAGCAGGCACCAAAUCUGGAUCUUUUCAAACAGGCCUCUAUUUACCUUGACUUACAGAAACUAACUGGGGUAGAGGAUGCAAUUGUCUGACCUGGCCCCGGUGUGUUUUUGAUGUUGGAUUGCUAGUUCGCAUAAUAAGGAAUUGUUUUAUUGAGACUUUUAAAAAUGUAACCUAUUGUAUGUUAUGUGAACCACCUUGGGAAGAAUUCUAUUUUUGAAGGGUGGUAUAGAAAUGUAAAUAAAAUAUGUAUUUGGCUGUGGCUCAAAAAUUCCCUUCCCAUAUUAUAAACUGUUGCGAUAGGAGUAACUUUUCAUGGCUGCUUCACCCAAACAAUUUUAUAGGUAAGUGCCAAGCAUUUUGUGUUAUGCGCUCAUAACACUGCAAUGUGCACAUGUAGCGUACACAUAGUUCCAGUAACAUGUGUCAUACAAAUACUAACACCAUGGGACUGUGAUUUGCCACAGUGCAAUGUGUCAAGCACUGGACUCGGUACACCAGACAAAUCAUCUGGUUAACUUAACUCCCGGAGAGAAGUUUUAUUUUCUAAGCUGAGCUUCCAAAAAGCAUGCAGGGGAAAAAAACACCACAUUUGAGCAUUACUUUGAAAUGCCAAGAUGUCCACAAGAUCCUUGAGUUCACCCUAUGAAACACAAAUAUUAUCCUGUACAAAAGAGGCAACACUUGGCAUUUUUAAAAAAACUGCAUGCCGCCUCCUAACCUUGGCAUUCUUGAUCUAUGUAUAAAAAGGUUAAGUGCAGAACACCACCCAGGCGUGGCAACUUCACCUGGGAAGAGGCCUCCAGUGCCCAAAUGUGACUAGGGUAGAACCUGCCCUCAAGAGCAGUUCCCACAUUCCCACAUGGAGGCCAUGGAGAAUGGCCCCUUGCUGCGCACAACAGCUUUUUCACACCACUGCUGUGACAUGUGUCACCUAUCCUUGCAGGAUCUCUCCCAUGGUAGGACGAACUGCCAUAACAGCAAACCCAGUCCCCAAUAGCUAUUGCCAGCUCCAGGGAAAUUUGCAAGCCCAAACAGUCAACCACACCACACAUCAAGAGAAACUGUUUCUAUGUAAACAGCUAAAUGAGCCCCCAAAACUCACCAGCUUAGAGAAGAAUCACCAGUUUGCUCAUAUAAACAUGUAUGGAAGCGAGCAAGAAAAUCUGCUUUUGCCAUCUGACUGGUGACUAAUACAAAGCCCCCCCCCUUUAAUGCUCUGCCUGGCACCCACUUUACAAUACUUCCCUCCCCACCCCCAUUUGAAAUAAUCUUAGCAGUCUAACCAUAUUUACAACAGAAACACUUUUUAGCAUCCGGGAGUUAACUACUGUUAACUUCUCUACCGUUGGUUUUCAUAUCGUCGAUCGAGGUUGCUGUUUCUGAACAGGGAGUUUGUGUUUAUUUGGACUUCUACUCAGCGGGGUCUUGCAGUUGCAGUUUGGUUUAUGAAGUUUAUGCGCAUUAAACAUUUGUAUUCGCGGUACUGUAUAUUUUGAUUGAAAGUUGCCUAGAGGUAUUUUGCAUUAGGCAAGGAAUCAUAAUCAUAUACAUACACGUGAGAUAAAUGGGAAAGCAAUCGCAGCGAAAUUAGCCUCAUUUUUAAAACAAAAAUAUUAUUUAUUUAUUAAAUUUAUAUCCUCGUCCUUCCUCCCGAAGAACCCCAGGGUGGCAAUACAUUCCAGUUAUACUUGAGAACUUAGAUGAGUUAUGGGGGGGGGGGAAUAGGAUAACCCCCUUUUUAAAAACCGCACGCGCGUGUAUACACAGGAAAAAAACCUAAAGGCAGCCUGCUAAUAGCGAAGUUAGCUUUCUACAACCAGGAGCACUUUAUGUAAUAAAAAGGACUCUAAAAAUCCAUCAUAUCCCGGUCCUACCUUCAAUUAAUCGGGAGCAAGCCUCCCUCCCUUCUUGGACGCCCCAGAAUUUACGGCUACUGGGCACAGGAUUGCGCCAUGGCGCACAAAGAGACGUGGGCUGGCAGGUUCGGGAGGGUGUCAGAAAGCAGGGCAGGCGAAGCAACGCUGCCGGCCCUCUCUACAGACUGGGGUGGGGAGGGCUGAAGGGAAGGUUUUGCACAAAGACCGGCCAGGGCUGCGGGUGCGGAGGGUGCUCCCCGUGUCGCCCAGGCAGAGUUGGAGGCGCGCUCAGCUCAGCUCUCCAAAAUGCCCCGUGUGCCCACUGGCCGCCUCAGAAACUUGCCUUUCCCUUCCACGUGGCGCAGUCACCCCUGGUGGUGGUGGUGCAGCAGCGUCAGGCUCUAGCCUAGCCUGCCUGGUAACGGCUGCAAUGCUGCUCGAGGCCCCGCCCCGCGGGAGAUCCAGCUGGCGUGGCGGCAGCGGCACCCUUCCCUGCUCUUCCCUCACGCCUCACGUGUUAGCACGGGCAGGGCAGCUCUCCACCUGCCUCGCUUCCUGGUGCCUUGCCUAGGGGUGGCUCUGGGUGUCACCCCCCCUCAUGGUGUCACCCAGGUGCGGCCCGCACCCCCUUAGUGACACCACUGUGUGUAUGUGUGUGAAUAUGGAAAAUACAUGGUUUUCAGAACAGUGUAUGUGAAUAUUUGUUUUAAUUUAAUUUAAGUGGAAUGUUUUAGAACAGGGAUGAACAACAAAAGGCCUAUGAGCCAAACACAGUCCAAAGAACAAAAUUUUAUUGUUAAUAAAGAUGUGUUACAAAUUGGUCCACUGUUUCACUUGUAAGGGAAAGGGAAAUUAUUUUAGAAGUGCUGAGAAGCAGUUGAAUUCCACACUUUAAUGUUACCUCUCUCUGAACUUUAUUAUAAUAAAUGCUCCAGCCAAGCAUUUGUUCCAUAAAAGAUCAUCCACCCCAUUAUGCGCUAGGUAAAACCUGAUCAGCUAUGAAGGAGUCAUGUUGUAUGGCAAAAUAUACUCUAGCCCCCCAGGCUUUCCCCAGGAAUACAGAUAAUGGCUCACUGCUUAACCCUAUGCUGGAUUUGGGCCUGUGCAAUUUUCAAAAACUGAUAAACCUCUUUCCAUCUGCAGUUUUCCCAAAAGUUGCAAAUCUGUUCUAUAAUCUCAUUCUGCUGCAUCUAGUCUACUGCUAGGUUGCUAUCCAUAUUCUUUCAAGCAGAAGAUUGAAGGUCUGGACACAAGAACAAAAAAGACAAUAUUUAACAAAGAAGGCUCAGAAAAGGAAAGAUCAACCAACAUUUUUUUUUAACCCCACAAAAACUGUGUCUCACAACAACUUGGCUAUAUGUAAAAUAACCAAUGAUGAGGUCUGCUUUCACAGAAAGAACCUUCAUUUUAUGUGUGAAAAAUCUUGCACCAAUGGAAGCAAACACAUGUCACUUUAUAACUACUGCCCUAUGCAUCACAAACUUGCAAGCUGAACAUGAAAAUUAUAUUUAGAAACAACUGCUGAAAGCUUGGUUGCAAACUAAGGUGGCCUCUUUAUGGACAUGGUGAUGGAUAAGAUCAAGGAAUCUGGAUGUGACUGGGCAACCAAAUUAUUUUGUAAUUAUGCUGCACACGAUCACUACUAUAACGAAAGCCAAAAAGGAAUAUAUACCAGACAAACAUCUUGCUUUCAUCCACUGAACAAGAAACUCUUAAUAGGAUCUAGAAAAACAAACAAACAAAAGUUAACAGCUACAGGCAGUGCCCCUGCCCAGCAACUCUAAGCAAUCAUGAAACACUGAUUUUGGGAGUAAAGCUUUUGGCUUGCAGGACUCCAUCGCUAGUCCAGGUUUGCAAUUAUGUCCCUUGAUCCAUGAAAGCAUACAGCAAAACCAAGAGAGCCCAAUUCCUUCUGCUUCUUAGUAGACUGGCAGGAUUGUUUGGCAAGGGGGCAGCAGUAUGCCAUAUUGUACCUCCGAUACCGUGAUCCUAGAAAUAGGCGGUACAUUAAUUAUGGGGAUCCAAGUAAUGGCCUAGAUCAGCACUUUUUUUUACAGCAGAACAUACUGUAUCUCAAGACCUUAGAAGCCAAUAAAAGGAAAAGUGUUUGUCAUAUCUUUUUAAGUCCACAUGGAAAGAGAAUGAGGAAUCCUAUUAUAGUGAAUGCUUAGGUUUCUUAGAAACAGGCCAUCAUUUUGCCCUUUGAUAAAUGCUCCUUCAUGUUGAACACAGAAGAAUGUUCUAAUUAUGAAUGCCUUCAACUCUGUAUACAGUAGUGAGGCUUGUUCCGCUUUUAUAAAUGGAAAAUCUGAGCCAUGAAAAGUAGCAGUAGCAACACAUUGCUGAACUGGGUUUCUUUCAUAGCUUCAAAAAGAUUUUACUGUUACCAGUGACUCCAGUGGGGUUGACAGGUCUACUGUACAGCAGCUGGACUGAGGCCUCCUACCACAGUGAAAAUGUAGUUAAGCCUCCUACUGCUUUGACCUGUGGCUUAACCAGAAAACCAUGGGAACAAGUAAUUAAACAUUUUCCUUGGUAGUAGUGUUUAUUUUAAAUAAACUCUAACCUUAGCACCGGUCAUCUGAUCCACUAUUUAUUUGGAAAAUUAACCCCCGUUUUUAUCUCUCUCUCGUUUAAUUUUUUUUUUAAAGCAUCAUCAUAUUAAUCUUAUGUACUAAAUUCCAUAUAGAGCAUCACAGACUUCAGUGGACCACACUUUCUUCAGGAAAAGAAAAAGUGACUCCAAAAAUAUUUUCCCUAGAUUUAAGCUAGAGCAACUGGCUGAAAGCUGCUAUUGCAGGUGGGGAUUUUUCUCAUGUGCAACAGUAAUUUGGAAUUAGCACGUUACAGUGGGUUGUUUAAAAAGCUGCUUAUCUGUUCAACAUGAUUUUCAAGGAAGUAAACAUAAUGCUGGCUUUCUUGUGAGAGCCAGUGUUAAAGGGAUCCAUAAUGCUUAGUUUCAAAACCAAGGGCUUAGAACAGAGAAAAUAUUAUGAACUGAAAGGAAACCACUAAAACACUUAUUAGGACAUUACCAAAGUGUUCAUCAGUAUGAUGAGCUGUAUUUACUUUUGGAAAGGGGGAAGAGUUUGCCUUAAUCACCAUUUCCCCCAACUGUAGUCCCAUAAAGUCCCUCCAGCUUCUGUGGAAGAAGGCAACAGAGUACUAUGAAGGAUCCCCUUACCAAGAUCUUUAUAAUGGUGGGAACCCGUAUAUGGAUGUCUCCCCUACAAAAGAACCCAGCACCAGAAACCCAAUUUGACUAAGAUGCACAUUAGUGAACUGGUGCUUGUAUAUAUGAUAAUCAACACCACUGACAGGAAUGUGGUGGGCAACAAACCAGGGAUGUUAACAAAAUCCCAAUUACCUUUUGCCUCUUCUGCCUCAUGCAGUUGGCACUAUCAACCCACGCUGAGACACCCCAAUCAUGAAACAAAAUAAGAAAGAUAACUGGGAAUAUACACCUUCACCUUCUGGUUACUGAGGCUUUUGAGUAUAUUGCCUUCGUGAAGUCAACCAAGGUGGCCAAAAACAUAACAUGGAAGCAAACAUUCUGAUCGUCGCAGCAAGAGGCUGCAGAACUCACAAAGUUUUCCAAGAACCACAUGUGAACUAUGACUACCGUGGUCCUCUCAUUACAAUACAGGAAGAUGCUAGAUAAUCAAGGGAAACAAAUGUGGAUCCCAAUGACAAAUGUAUGACUCAAAACCUUUCCAUUAAAAAAAACUAAUUUAAGAACUAAUUAAAAGAAAUCAGAACAGAUGUGAUAUUCUUUAACUACCUAUCUUACAUUUUAGCUACUACAAAAUGUUAACUAAAAGUUAAAGCAGAGUAUGAAUACCUUGGGCCAACUGAUCUGUUAAGAGAGUAUACUUGAACAAAAUAUUGAACUGUAAUGCUUGUUAGAUUUUUUAAAAAAAUUAAUAGUGUGAUCUUACACGUGCUUGGCUGCAAUCCUAUUACUUACCUGGGAGCGAGCCCCACUGGAAUUACUUCUAAGUAUACAUGUACUGGGUAGCACUUCUAGUGUGUAGAUAGUUUUUGAGAGUGACAGAGCUUUAAUGAGAUUUAAAAUAGCUGAUGUCAUAAAAUUGUGAUGAACUUUAUCACAUACACCUUAUCGACUCAAGAUAGACUAUUCAGAAUUAAAGCGAUCUAUCGUAUCCAUUGCUGUUGACUAGAUUUGUGCAAUAGUGUGAUGUUAACUUAAUUAUUCCCACUGUCUCUUAUGUCAAAGAUGCCUAACAGGUAGCCUAUGAACUAAUUCCAUGUACAACAAAAUAAUUUGUACAAUUACUUUUGAAAGCCAUGGCUCAUAUGUAGUAGCUAUUAUA
This is a messenger RNA of Rhineura floridana, 9871 nucleotides long. Its product is annotated as beta-1,3-galactosyl-O-glycosyl-glycoprotein beta-1,6-N-acetylglucosaminyltransferase 7-like. Gene Ontology annotation, cellular component: membrane. Gene Ontology annotation, molecular function: acetylglucosaminyltransferase activity. The record is from RefSeq and is a predicted model, not a curated record. Bases 464 to 1729 code for a protein of 421 amino acids. Lineage: Eukaryota; Metazoa; Chordata; Lepidosauria; Squamata; Rhineuridae. The transcript is spliced from 6 exons.